AUGGGGACAACUUGCGAGCAGCUGGAGGGAGAGCCACGUGGGCAGGCGAGUGAGCGGGUGGGCAGAGUGCAGAGUGGCAGCAGUGGCCUCAUCCCAUUUUUCACAUCUGCUGCUGCCAUCAUCUUCAGACUCUUCAGCCUAGAGCUCAACAUGGUGGUAGCAGCAGUGGAAUCCCUCGUGUCACGAGAAUCUUUGGCGUCCACAACGUUGAGCCUUUCAGAAAGCCAGUCAAUACAAAGUGUCAAACAAGAGUGGUUUCACGGUUAUAGAGUUUAUCCUUCUCUUCCCUCCAACUCGAGUUCACAAAAUAGCAGUCAGUUCGGUGAUGCCACAAAUGCUGCAUCGGGGAUAUCCAUGUCCAACAACUUUUCUACUUCAUUGCCAUCUUACUUGCUCAGUAUGGAAAACAACCAUCCACCUUAUUCUAGCCCUCACCAUUCCUCAGUCAGAUCUCAUUCCGCAAAAAAGAGAGCGCUGUCUCUGUCCCCUUUGUCUGAUGGCAUUGGGAUUGACUUCAAUACGAUCAUCCGCACCUCCCCUACUUCUCUAGUUGCCUAUAUAAAUGGUUCAAGAACAUCUCCGUGCAACAUCUCUCCUCAACCUGAAGUUUAUGGGCAUUUCUUAGGAAUAAAGGGAAGUUGCAUCCCUCAGACUUGCUCUAUACCAAAUCCUCAAAAAAGGCUUCUUAUGGCUAAUUGCAAUGCUACCCCUCCAGACUACAGUGAAAAUGGAAACGGUGAAUAUCAGCGCAUGCAACAGUUGGAGCAAAGCAAUCUGCAGCCGUUGAUCACAAAUAAUAUGAUGGUUCAACAAGGUACAUGUUUAGUAGAGAGCCAACCUAUGGGCUUUGUGAAGGGUGGACAUGGGGAUAUUUUUUCUGGAAAUGCAAAUGGUGUUCCCUCUGCUUCUUCACUGGCUCCCCCUGUGCUUCCUCCACAUGGUCCACCACCUCCCUAUCACGCACAUCAGCACGCGCUCAUCAGCCAUUCCCGUCCACUUUCCUUGCCUGCAUCUAUCCAGAACUGUUUUUUAGAUGAAGACAGUGAACUCGAAGAUUUCAGUGGCAAGCACUGCUGUCGUUGGAUAGACUGCAGUGCUUCCUACGAUCAGCAAGAAGAACUUGUGCGACAUAUAGAAAAAAUUCACAUUGACCAGAGGAAAGGGGAAGACUUCACUUGUUUCUGGGCUGGGUGCCCUCGAAGAUACAAAUCAUUUAACGCCCGUUACAAAUUGCUUAUCCAUAUGAGAGUGCAUUCUGGGGAGAAGCCAAACAAAUGUACGGAGCUUUUGUCUACGGAUCCCAGUGCAAGUCCAUUGGAAAAAGCAGCUGUAACAAUUUGA
Molecule: messenger RNA, 1341 nt
Organism: Protobothrops mucrosquamatus (brown spotted pit viper)
Lineage: Eukaryota; Metazoa; Chordata; Lepidosauria; Squamata; Viperidae
Gene: GLIS3
Product: GLIS family zinc finger 3
Exons: 3
Coding region: 1-1341 (446 amino acids)
Biological process (GO): regulation of transcription by RNA polymerase II
Cellular component (GO): nucleus
Molecular function (GO): DNA-binding transcription factor activity, RNA polymerase II-specific; RNA polymerase II cis-regulatory region sequence-specific DNA binding
Source: RefSeq, a predicted model, not a curated record